Leucoraja erinaceus (little skate) is the source of this 2137-nucleotide messenger RNA. Its product is annotated as cytochrome P450 7A1-like. Bases 362 to 1894 code for a protein of 510 amino acids. The record is from RefSeq and is a predicted model, not a curated record. Lineage: Eukaryota; Metazoa; Chordata; Chondrichthyes; Rajiformes; Rajidae. Gene Ontology annotation, molecular function: heme binding; oxidoreductase activity, acting on paired donors, with incorporation or reduction of molecular oxygen; steroid hydroxylase activity. The transcript is spliced from 6 exons. Gene Ontology annotation, biological process: cholesterol homeostasis; bile acid biosynthetic process.
GUAUUUAAAGUCUGAAUGAUGGAAAAUUCGCCCAUAAAAGUGAUUACAUAGUUACUGAAUGUACCCUCCUCCUUUCCCGCCCAAUUCCUUUUUUUAUCUUUCAGCUGCAAAAACGCUGCGGAGGUGAAUGUUUCCCUUUCUCCGUAUCUUACUGUGCAAAGUUUGAGCUUCGGCGUGGCUUGUAAUUUGUUUUCUACCCCUGAGAGGACUUUACCCCUGUUCGAUCGCCAGAGUUACUUUGUUUGAUUUGCAAAUUGAAUGCAGUGAGGUAACGUAGUCCGACGGACCAGAAAAAUCCCGAGGGAAGAGCAACAAUCUCCACAGCUGUCACCACCCGCCGUUUCUGACAAAUUAUUCGAACAUGGCAGAUCUCAGUGUCCUGGUUGCCAGCGUCUUGGCCGCGCUGUCACUCGCAUGGUUCCUGCUGUUAAGGAGAAGAAAAGAGGGUGAGCCUCCAGUUGAAAAUGGUUGGAUUCCAUACUUUGGCUGUGCAUUUGAGUUUGGUGCAAAUCCUCUCAAAUUCCUGCAAAAUCACCAGAAGAAAUAUGGAGAUGUUUUUACAUGUAAGAUAGCUGGAAACUUCAUUACUUUCGUCACUGAUCCCUUUUCAUACAGCUCUGUAAUUCGGCAUGGAAAAUUUCUUAACUUUCAGAAUAUUGCGUUAACAAUUUCAAAAAGGGUAUUUGGUCAUGUGGAUUUUAACGAUGCCAAAUAUGAGAUAGAGUAUGAAGAAAUUCAUCAAAUCUUCAACAAGACCCUUCAAGGAAACUCCUUGAGUCCUUUGGCCUCAAGUAUGAUGGAGAAUCUCCACUUUGUGAUGGCACAGGUUAAGUCACCCUCAGACUCUGAUGGCUGGAUCACUGAAAGCCUUAAUGCUUUUUCAUAUAGGAUAAUGUUUGAAGCUGGAUAUUUAACACUCUUUGGGAAAAAUGAACAAGCAAUGAAAGAAAAGGAUAUUGAAAAGGUGAAUGCGCAGCACGUUGCCAUUCAAACGGCCAUGACAAAUUUUAAAGUGUUUGACAGUGUAUUUCCUGCUUUAGUUGGCGGUAUUCCAUUAUCAUUUUUCAAAGCAGCCAAGGAAUCAAGAAUGGCUCUGGCACAAGGAUUUUUACAUAAAAUAUUAAGACAAAAUAAUAAUAAAUCUUUCCUCAUCGAGGAAAGAAUGAAUCUUUUAGAUCGUUCCCCUGCACUUGAUGAUCUUGACAAGGCAAAGACUCAUGUCAUAAUGCUGUGGGCCUCACAGGCUAAUACUCUUCCUGCCUGCUUCUGGACCAUUUAUUAUCUACUAAGGUCCCCCGAAGCAUUGAAAGCAGUGAAAAAUGAAAUUCAAAACCUACUCCGCAUAACAAAUCAAAACUUUGGAGACAUUACUAAUCCUAUCAUAUUCACCAAAGAACAACUCGAUAGCAUGACGGUGAUGGGAAGUUUAAUAAGUGAAGCUCUCCGCUUAUCCAGUGCGUCAAUGAUGUUGCGUGUUGCCACUGAGAACAUUGUGCUGACUUUGGAUUCGGGUAUGAAGGUGGCUGUGCGAAAAGGAGACCAAAUUGGUUUAUAUCCUCAAUUAUUACAUUUGGAUCCAGACAUUUAUGACAACCCAUUGGAAUUUAAGUGUGACAGAUUUUUGGAUGAAAAUGGAAAAGAGAAGACCACAUUCUACAAAUACGGUAGAAAGCUCAAGACCCAUCUGUUGCCAUUUGGUUCUGGUGUCAGUAUAUGCCCUGGUCGCUUUUUUGCUAUCAAUGAGAUCAAACAGUUUUUGUCUUUACUAUUAUGUUAUUUUGACAUGGAACUACUUGAUCCUUCAGCACCCACCCCACCUCUGGAUAAUUCAAGAGCUGGGUUUGGAAUUCUUCCGGCAGUUUAUGAUGUUCAGUUCCGCUAUCGUCUGAAAUAACAAUAGCAUACUGUUAUCAUAGAGCAAUAGAAUUUGGCCCAUUGCCUAGUUUAGAAUGAUUUUUCUUUAUUUAGUCUACACAAAAACGAAUACUCUUUAUUAAUGUACAAGCUAAUGACUGUUCUAACAGUUUUAUCAUUGAAGUUUAAAACAGUGUUAAGUUUAUCCUAUUGUUUCUUAAUUUUUCUACUGACAAUUGUUGUGCAAUUCUUACAAUACAGGACUCAAUUUGUGAUUUAACAA